Messenger RNA from Musa acuminata AAA Group (dessert banana), 1667 nucleotides. RefSeq names its product protein BREAST CANCER SUSCEPTIBILITY 2 homolog A-like. Gene Ontology annotation, biological process: regulation of DNA-templated transcription; double-strand break repair via homologous recombination. Bases 22 to 1665 code for a protein of 547 amino acids. The transcript has 6 exons. The record is from RefSeq and is a predicted model, not a curated record. Lineage: Eukaryota; Viridiplantae; Streptophyta; Magnoliopsida; Zingiberales; Musaceae.
AAGAGAAGCCUCCAGAGCCAAAUGAUGCCGCCGCCGCCGACGGACCUCCCAACAUGGGAGAUACUUCCUACCGCCGAUGGUCACUUCCAGUGGGCCGCCGCUGCCGGGGAUCCCGGCGUGCAACCGGAGCCGCCGCUCCGAACCCUAGCACGCGGAGUGAAUAGCCACCCAGAUCAUCGCCUCCCUUCCAUGGCGGAUCUCUCGACCCUAGCUCGUCCGAAGCUUCCGGAGGGUGGAGAUGGUGGCCGUGGAGAUGGAGAGAGGUUUCCGAUGUUUCGGACGGGAACCGGGAGAGCAGUUUCGGUGAGCGAGAGUUCCAUCAGGAAGGCGAGGUCUGUUCUCGGAGGAGGGGGCGAUACGGACACAAGUGGAUCAAUAAGACAUGGGAUUGAAACAACGUCAGGUGGUCAAGAUGAUCGAUUUCCACUGUUUCGUACUGGAUCUGGGAAGUCAGUUACUAUAAAAGAAUCUUCACUUAGGAAAGCAGCAGUUGUUCUUGAAGGAAAUGGUAUAAAUAAAGGGGAUAAGGUAACUUUGGAUGUUGGUGCCAAAGAUGAGCUGUUUCCGAUGUUUAGUACUGGAUCAGGAAAGCCAGUCACAGUAAAAGAAUCUUCAAUUAGAAAGGCAGCAGCUAUCUUUAUAGGAGAAAAUAUGGAGAAAGAAUCUCCAAAUCCUCUGCAAUGUGACAGAAACAAUCAUGAUGGGCAUGAGAAAUAUGUUUUACUCGAUCCUUCUUCAACUGAAAAGGCACUGUCUAUUAUUGAUGGAAGCAAUCCAAAGACAGAACAGUUGCACGAAAAUUUUAGGUGGGACAUGAAUCAGGAAACUGCUGGAACAAGUCUUCUUGACUGUGUUGAUGUGAACUCAGUUCAAAGAAGUCCAGAAAAUUGCAUCAAUAAAUUUUGUUCAACAGGAAGCCACUUAACCAAUGGUCAGCUACAGAAAACUCUGGAGCAUAAAUUGGAUUCUUCUGAUUGUGGACAGUCUCCUGUUAAGUUCCAAACUGCCGGUGGAAGGUAUGUAUCAAUUUCUAAUGAUGCAUUAAAACGUGCAAGGAACCUUCUUGGGGAGUCAGAUAUAGAAGUUUCAGAGGACAACAUCACACUAGAUCAACCUUUGUCCUCAUUUCUAAGAAAUAAGAAUAAUCUUGUCGACACAUUUUGGAAUAAAGAGAACAUCUCAUCUCCUCAUUCUCCCCAUUGUGGGGGAAUGAGCAAGCUUGUCUCAAGGACCCCACCUUCUCUUACCAAGAGAAGGCAGUUUUCUCUCACUCGGAAAAUAAAGUCUGAUAGUUAUACGCUAGAUCAGGAGAAUGCCAGAAGCUUCGCUUUGGAGAAUAUUUACUCAGGCAACAAAACACCUGUCAAUCAAAAGCCUGAAAAAGAUGACCUUCACUCUGCUGGUAGUGCUGUUGAAAUUGUUAGAAGGAUUGAGAAUGGUGAUGGCAUGUCUUUCGGUGGACCACUGAUUGAUAUUUCGAACAUAGCUGGAGAUUGUAUGAAUAUGAAUCGGCUUCCCAACGAAAAGAGAAGACCUGGCAAAACGAGUUAUGUUUCUCCAUUUAAAAGGCCACGCAGCUCUAGGUAUGUUGAGCUAUUAUUUUCUAUCUUUAUUAUACCUGUGCCAUUGUUUAUAUUUUAUAUGAUCAUUCUAUUUAUGAUCUAGAU